UUGCCUGUUGGUUUUUCCGAACAGCCUGUUUUCAUCUACUGAACUCAGACCUGGGUUUGCGUGCCUAUGCCUGUGUUCUAGUGUGUGUGUGGUGAGUACUAAGUCAUUUUUAGGAAGACGUUUGAGCCAGCGUAAUAUAUCUUCUUCUUGAGGAGAUGAGUCCUGUACUCCUCAGGGUUUUUCCCACAUCACAGGCUCGAACAGAGAAGGAGAGGGACUGGAGGGAGGGACCAAAAAGAGAAGAGUCAAUUCAAAGAGGACGAGGCAGACAGCAAAAGAUAGGUUCACAGUGUGCCCAGACUGUGUGAUCUCGGCAAUGCAAUUCUCCUGAACAUCUGCUGUUUUCAUCUUCAUUACAAUAUCCAGAAUGUUGGGACCAGGAUGGAUCAUCCAGAUUAUCUGAGGUCUCCCUGCUUUCCCCCGGCAGAGGCCAGACCGUCCCCGAGCCUCACCCCGCAGGGCACCAUCUGCCUCUCCCUCUUCCAACAGCAUCCCCCGGUAGCGGUGUAGCGUGGAAAGGCGACCCCGUAAAUAUGCCUGGAUGGAGGUCUCAGUGGCGUCUCGUCUUGCUGAACUCCCUGACCUGUGGCCUGGAGAUCUGCGUGGCAGCUGGGAUCACGUACGUCCCCCCUCUUCUGCUGGAGGCUGGGGUGGAGGAGCAGUACAUGACCAUGGUGCUAGGUAUCGGCCCAGUGUUAGGACUCGUCUUCAUCCCUCUGAUUGGCUCAGCCAGUGACCAAUGCAGCAGUAGCUACGGCCGCCGCCGCCCCUUCAUCUGGCUGCUGUCCCUGGGAGUUCUCCUGGCCCUCCUCAUCAUCCCCCACGCCGACCUGCUCGCGGCCUACUUCUUCUGGGGUGGACGCACCCUGCAGGUGGCCUUCCUCAUCAUCGGCGUGGGCCUGCUGGACUUCUGCGGCCAGGUGUGCUUCACGCCACUGGAGGCCCUGCUCUCCGACUUGUACCGCGACGAGGAGGACUGCAACCAGGCCUUCGCCAUGUUCUCCUUCAUGGUCAGUCUCGGCGGCUGUGUGGGAUACCUGCUGCCCGCGCUGGACUGGAGGCGGGGCCUGCUGUCCGUCUACCUGGGCGGCCAGGCGGAGUGCCUCUUCUUCGUCCUCAUCCUCAUCUUCGUGACCAGCGUGCUGAUCACCAUGAAGGUGUCGGAGGAGGUGCCGUGUGCCGUCGGCUCCGCCCUCAAGCCGGGUCCUCUCCUGGAGGCCGGCCGCUGCGCCUCAGUGCCGCGCUCCUGCUGCCAGCUGCUGAAGUGCCGGCCGCGCCUCCUGAAGGGGGCUCCCCCGCUGUGCCUGCUGAGGACGUGCCGAGCCAUGACGCCGGCCAUCUACCGCGGCUACCGCCACGUGCCUCGGGUGAUGACGAGGCUGUGCGCGUCACAGCUCUGCAGCUGGAUGGCCGUCAUGUCGUUCAUGCUCUUCUACACAGACUUUGUUGGGGAGGGGCUGUACGGGGGAGUGCCCAGCGCCCCGGCCGGCACCGCCCCCAGGCAGCGCUACGACGAUGGCAUCCGGGUCGGCAGCCUGGGCCUUUUCCUGCAGUGUGCCACCUCCACCGUCUUCUCUCUGCUCAUGAGCCGGCUCGUCCGGCUGUUCGGGUCGCGUCGGGUCUACGUGAGCAGCAUGGUGAGCUUCACCAUCUCUGCCAUGGUCAUCUGUACGUCCGACAAUGUGGUCCUGGUCACGCUGAUGUCAGCCCUGACAGGCUUUGCCUACGCCACGCUGCAAACUCUUCCCUACACCCUCACUUGCCACUACCACAAGGAAAUGGAGGUUUACAUGCCAAAAAAGAAAAACGUGCUGAAGAACGGGAUCAAGCGGGACUCCACACCUUGUUUGACAGUAGUGGAUGAGGAGGCUGUACUGGCCCAAGAACUGGGGAACCACAACGGGCACGCUGUCUUCAGCAAGGACUGCCCGCCUCCACAUGGCCAGAACGGAGCAUCCCACGGCAUCAUGAACGCCGACCACGAAGAGCCAGAGGGCUAUGAGGAGCGUGGAGUAGGACUGGACUUUGCCGUCCUGGACAGCACAUUCCUCCUCUCUCAGGUCUUCCCCACCCUCUUCAUGGGCAUGAUCGUUCAGUUCACCAAGUCCGUUACCGCCUACAUGGCCUCCUCCGCCAUCUUCGGCGUCAUCGCCAUCUACCUGGCCAACCGCGUCGUCUUUGACCAGAAGGACCUCAAGGGCUGAAAGAAACCCGGAACUAAGAGUGAGACAGGCUGCAGUCCUGCUACUAGCAUGCAAUACUCCAGUGUUGUUGCUGCCCGUUGCCAUGGCAUUCAAAAUGCAUUGACGUGAGGCUGUUCAUCAGUGCGGGCUGUGUGUAUUUAUGCAGAAGAAUUAAAGGAAAAUGGAUACCCAUAAGAAUAGUUUUCUUCAGAGUUUACUGAGGCUACAAGAGACAAAACUGGAGUCUGUAUACUCAAGACGGUCUCUUACCUUGUCUCUGUCAGCCACUCAGAUGGGUCACUUCUCAGGUACACCAAGUGCCACACCAUGACCAGACCUUGUCAGCCCUUGGACAACUGGGAUAUAGACUUAUUACCAUUUUAUUCUCAUCUGUGUGUGUGUGUGUGGAUUUUGACAGAGCUACAGUGAGUCAGUCAGUCAGAGGGCAUUGUCCAACUCAUUGCUGACUGGCUGCAAGAGCUGACCGAGUCUGGAGAGCCGAGCACCUGCAGGGGAGACCAUCAGGGCUAGAGUCUCCAUGCUGCUACUCUAUAUCGCGUCUCUCUGUUCUUCUCAAGCGGGUUGUGCUUGUGGUCAGAAUGGGUCCAUUAGAUGGUACUUACCAAAACAUAUAUAUCCCACAAGUAAAACGCCUAAUGGGACCAUUGGACUUGUUUGCAGAGAAACAUCAAACUUCAAAAGUUUGAGUGUGUAUUUGUUCCCAAAUGUUGGUUGGGUUUUGCUAAUGAACAGGCUUACUGUAUAUUUUCAAUACACAUCUAUAUACAUACAGUGGGGAGAACAAGUAUUUGAUACACUGCUGAUUUUGC
Molecule: messenger RNA, 3013 nt
Organism: Esox lucius (northern pike)
Lineage: Eukaryota; Metazoa; Chordata; Actinopteri; Esociformes; Esocidae
Product: solute carrier family 45 member 3
Exons: 6
Coding region: 534-2204 (556 amino acids)
Biological process (GO): transmembrane transport
Cellular component (GO): membrane
Molecular function (GO): sucrose:proton symporter activity
Source: RefSeq, a predicted model, not a curated record